Atta colombica is the source of this 2713-nucleotide messenger RNA. It is a transcript of the gene Nop17l, whose product is annotated as protein kintoun. Gene Ontology annotation, cellular component: cytoplasm. Gene Ontology annotation, biological process: axonemal dynein complex assembly. The record is from RefSeq and is a predicted model, not a curated record. The coding region runs from base 4 to 2577 and encodes 857 amino acids. The transcript has 4 exons. Lineage: Eukaryota; Metazoa; Arthropoda; Insecta; Hymenoptera; Formicidae.
AAGAUGGACGUAUACGAGCACCGCAGGAAAGAUUGGGAGGAUUUCAAUGUGUCGCGAGAGGAAUUGAAAAACAUAACCGACUGUCUGAAAAAGAAGGAGUUUCGCAAGCUGUUAAUCGAAUACGCGGAGGACGUGGCCGACCCGGAUAAUAGGAAACUCUACGAAAAAGAGAUCACCCAGCUCGAGAAGGAGCGGGGCGUAGACGUGACGUUCGUUAACCCCGAGCCCGGUUACGUCAUUAAGACCAGUGUGAACGGCGACAGGAAGUGCUUUUUGAACAUCAGUAAGAACGACGUUGUCGCGCGUCCCACCAGUCAGCCUUCCUACGAACAGGGUCACCGUGGCCUGCAGUGGUCUAUUCCGUAUACGCUGAUACCACCCCGCUAUGACCUUGACAAGAAAAAUGUGCGAUGUGUGGUGUAUGACGUGGUCUUCCAUCCGGACACCAUCUACUUGGCAUCCAAGAACACGCGGUUCCGCGAGAUCGUUAAUAACACGGCUAUGGAUGGCGUGGAAAAUAAUUUUAAGGUGAAAUUGGACAGGAAGAAUCUGAAAUUUCCUAAGAUUAACUUCAAAGGGAUGACUCAUCCUACAGUGAUCAGAAAACCUUCGGAAACACCACCGACAGAACCAUUGGAUAUAGAACCAGAAAUCUAUCAGAAAAUAAUGUUGAGUUACGACGAAAGUCGGGAGAGCCAAUUAAAGCAGACGGAAGAAAAGCCGAAACGUGCCCCGCCAGCCACCACUUAUUAUAAGGACAAGCAACAGAAGUCUGUAGAUGAAAAAUAUGUUACACCUAAAUUUUCCAUAAAACAUCAGUCCGAUGUGGAAAUGGAAGAUUUUGUUUUAAGCCGAGAUGCAAAGAUGUUUGCCGCAAUCCCUAAAAAAUUGGUGAUUACCAUAAAUUUGCCCUUGUUGAAAAGUGCUAACGACGCAAUACUCGAUGUACAUGAACAAUCUCUUACCCUAAAAAGUGAAAAGCCUGCAAAAUAUUUGCUGGAUCUUCCAUUACCAUAUCCCAUAGAUGGAGAUAGUGGGAAUGCUAAAUUUGAUCCAAAGUACAAAAAAUUAAUUGUAACUUUACCAGUCAUUCGGUCAUUGGUACCAGUAGGUGAUACUGAUAGAGCAGAUAGUGGAGUUGACAGUGAUCAAAACAGUGCUGCAACAGUAAUGUCUAAGGAUGACGAAAAAAAUUUGUCUACUAACAAAAUAGAAUUAAUGAAAGAGUGCGAAAACGCGUGCAAAAAUAUAAAAUUUGAUAAAGAAAGUGAAGUAACAGAUAAGUGUGAAGAUACUGCCUUACGGACUAGUAAUAAGACAGAAAUCACUGAUGUAUUUAUGAAUCCUAAUUUUAAGUACAAUCUGCCUGCUUAUACUUGUAAUAUUUAUAAUAAUCAAUUAGCCAUUAUUAUAAAUGUAAAAAACGUAAAUCCAGAUGCAAUUCAUCACAAAAUUUUAGAUAAUAAUGUAGGAAUACAUAUCUUGCUAACAUCUAUGGGUACUGGAUUUUUUCCACAACAUUAUUCAUUGUGUCUUAAGAUAGGAAAUGGCUAUAUUGAACCAGAAACUCUUACAAUUGAACCAUGGGACAAUAACGUUGUUUUUAACAUCACGGUGAAGGAUAUUGAGAAUGUAACACAAUAUUUUGUUGGAGUGGAUACAGAAUUCAUGGAAGGAAAAGAUCUUCCUACAGCAGCGUCAUUCACGAGCAAAUUUAAAGAAUUAAUGUCCUCUCCAAAAGCUGAAUCUCAGGUAGAAAGGCAAAUCUCCGUACAACCGCAAGAUGAUGGUAUUGUUAUAAAUAUUCAUCCAAAUCAGCAGGAUUCUGAUGACGAAGAAGAGUAUGAGGAAAAUGCAAGAGUUGUGAAACGGCGACAAGAGAAAAAGCACAUUGAGAAAGUCAGAUCAGUUUCAGAAAGCAGUGGAGAUGAAUUGGCAAGCAAUAGCAGCAAUAGCAGUGUGAGACAUUCGAAAGGAAUAUUAAAGUCACGUCGCGCCCGCGAUUUUUCACGUUCCAUGUCUGAAUCGAGUGCGGACGAAAACAGCCUACCUGCAUCAUGCACAGAUUAUCAUUAUGACGAUCAUUACGAUUCCGUACAUGAUAUCAAUUCUGAAUCAGAUUGUUCCAGUUUGAAAAAGACUGUACGAUUUAAUGAUGUUGUUUCACGACAAUUAUUUAGAUCUAAUUCGAGUAUUCUUGGACAACGAAAGAAGAACCAACGUAAACUGCGUAAUAAGAAACGCGCGCAUGAUCGUCGACUAAGCGAAAGUGAAAAUUCUGAAACCGAAGAACGUGACAAAUAUAAAGUAGAUUAUAAGCGGUCUCCGAAUGAGGAAACUUCCGAGAACGUAAAACCCAUACUUGCACGAGAUAAACGAGAUUCGCAACAACAAAGAACCGCCAAUAUUGAAAUUGUGAAAUCGAAUACUGAUGACAAACAUUCUUUACAUAAGCGUAAUUCUAGCUUCGAGGAAAAACCCACCGAAGAUGUUCAAGCCGAUAUUUCGAUUAAAACCACGAAAGAUGCAGUUCACUUGGAAUUUAAGAACGAUCUGAUAUUUGAUCUCGAUAUGUAGAAACGUGAUUAUAAGGUAAUUAUGUUAUGCAUAAUGUGAUAGAUGUGAUAGAGAAUGUUAUCGCGAUUCUUUUUAGCAACUCUGGUAAUCGGUAAAAUAAUGAGUUUUACCUGAUAAUGGAAAUUUAUAUAUAUAA